GGUCUCGUGGUAUUCGAAAUGAAACGAAGUCAGGCAAAGGAUGGGAAGGUGAGAUUUUCUCACCUUGAAGAGGACUCAGCUAGCGAGGUUGAUGCUUCUCCUGAUUAUCAUUUUGCACCAUCGCAAGAGGAUUCUGAUCGUGGAGAUGAAAGUGAUGUGGCAACUGCGUAA
Molecule: messenger RNA, 171 nt
Organism: Anisakis simplex (herring worm)
Lineage: Eukaryota; Metazoa; Nematoda; Chromadorea; Rhabditida; Anisakidae
Source: the annotation of a GenBank genome assembly